Messenger RNA from Fusarium keratoplasticum, 1290 nucleotides. Its product is annotated as Oxidored-FMN domain-containing protein. Gene Ontology annotation, molecular function: FMN binding; oxidoreductase activity. The transcript has a single exon. The coding region runs from base 1 to 1290 and encodes 429 amino acids. The record is from RefSeq and is a predicted model, not a curated record. NCBI's taxonomy places the organism in Eukaryota, Fungi, Ascomycota, Sordariomycetes, Hypocreales, Nectriaceae.
AUGGCUGCACCAAGAUACGGCUCACCAGGUGUUGAUCCUGCACCACUCUUUGAGCCCCUAACCUUUACACCCUCUGGACGCACCGGACCGAACCGCUUCCUCAAAGCCGCUACGUCUGAACGACUAUCUUCAUGGGACCCCAAGGACGAAUCAGCCCGAGGAAUUCCCUCAAAGCAACUGAUCACCCUAUACAGAAGUUGGGGUGCCGGCGGAUGGGGCCAGAUUCUCACGGGCAACAUCGCCACCGACGCCGUGCAUCUCGAAGCAGCGGGUAACGCCAUCGUCAAGGCAACCGAUCCCUUUGAGGGUCCCCGAUUUGAAGCCUUCAAGGAACUAGCAGCUGCUGGAAAGGAAAAAGGCAGCCUCUUGAUCGGCCAAAUCACCCAUGCAGGUCGUCAAGUCGAAUCCUGGAUACAACCCAACCCCAUCAGCGCUUCUGCGGUCCCUCUAAAGCAGUCUGCCACGGGCCGUACCUAUGGUGAAGCACGAGAGGCCACCAAGGAAGAUAUUUCUGCUAUCAUCGAGGGAUUCGCUCACGCCGCAGAGUACCUGGAAAAGGCUGGCUUUGACGGCAUUGAGCUUCACGGUGCUCACGGCUAUCUAAUCGCUCAAUUCCUCAGCCCCCGUACCAACAAGCGAACUGAUGAGUACGGAGGCAGCCUCGAGAACCGUUCCCGAAUCGUCUUUGAGAUUGCCAACGAGAUCCGAAAACGCGUGAGCCCCAAGUUCAUCCUAGGCAUCAAGAUCAACUCGGUCGAGUACCAACCAGAAGGCAUCACACUCGACGACGCCAAGAACUUCAGCAUCGCGUUGGAGAAUGCUCAUUUCGACUUUAUCGAGAUCUCCGGUGGAAACUAUGAGAAGCUAGCAUUCAAGCACGUUAAGGAGGAGAACCGCAAACGCGAGAAUUACUUCCUCACCCAGGCAGAGGAAAUCAUCAAAUCCCUCAAGGGAGAAACCAGAGUAUUUUCAACUGGAGGAUUCAAGACGACCGAAGGUCUUGUCAACUCCCUCGCCACCCUCGACGGCGUGGGUUUCGGACGAGCAGCGUGCCAGGACCCUGGACUUCCCAAUGCGAUCAAGAACGAGGGCGCAACCGGAGUUUUGAAGCAGGCAUAUGAUGAAGAGGGUUUCCAAGCGAUGGCCCUUGUUUUUGUGCUCAUUAACCAGAUUGCAAACGGUUUACGGCCAGCAGACUUUUCGGUGCAAGAGAAUGUUGAUGAGGCGUGGGAAAAGGCGAAGCAGCAUUUGCAGCGGGUCGCAGAGGACAAGGAGCAUUAUGUGAUCUAG